Molecule: messenger RNA, 2125 nt
Organism: Triticum dicoccoides
Lineage: Eukaryota; Viridiplantae; Streptophyta; Magnoliopsida; Poales; Poaceae
Product: non-specific phospholipase C1-like
Exons: 3
Coding region: 102-1724 (540 amino acids)
Biological process (GO): phospholipid catabolic process
Molecular function (GO): hydrolase activity, acting on ester bonds
Source: RefSeq, a predicted model, not a curated record
CCCAGUCGAAAUUAAAAAGGGUAAUUAAUACCAAAACAAAACAACUCGCCGAACACCAACCGCCGCCGCCGCCCGCGCCGACCCUGACCGGCUCCGGCGCCAUGGCGGCCGCCGGAGAGCGGCGCCUCCUCGUCGGCCUCCUCCUCCUGGCCCUGGUGGUGUCGGCGCACUGCCUCGACGGGGGCCACCACGGCCCGCGCAUGAAGCGGCGCCGCAAGAAGCGCGAGAUCCACUCCCCCGUCAAGACGGUGGUGGUGGUGGUCAUGGAGAACCGCAGCUUCGACCACGUCCUCGGCUGGCUCCGCGCCGGCCGCCCCGACAUCGACGGGCUCACCGGCACGGAGUCCAACCGCCUCAACGCGUCCGACCCGGCCUCCCCGGAGAUCUUCGUCACCGACAAGGCCGGCUACGUCGACUCGGACCCCGGCCACGGCUUCGAGGACAUCCGCGAGCAGAUCUUCGGCUCCGCCGACACCUCGGCCGUCCCGCCCCCCAUGUCCGGGUUCGCGCAGAACGCGCGCGGCAUGGGCCUCGGCAUGGCCCAGAACGUCAUGAGCGGCUUCGCGCCCGACUCGGUCCCCGUCUACGCCGCCCUCGCCGACGAGUUCGCCGUCUUCGACCGCUGGUUCGCCUCCGUGCCCACCUCCACCCAGCCCAACCGCCUCUUCGUCCACUCCGCCACCUCCCACGGCCUCACCUUCAACGCCCGCAAGGACCUCAUCAACGGCUUCCCGCAGAAGACCAUCUUCGACAGCCUCGAGGAGGAUGGCCUCUCCUUCGGCAUCUACUACCAGAACAUCCCGGCCACGCUCUUCUACCAGAGCCUCCGCCGCCUCAAGCACCUCGUCAAGUUCCACCAGUACAGCCUCAAGUUCAAGCUCGACGCCUCGCGGGGCAAGCUGCCCAACUACGUCGUCAUUGAGCAGAGGUACUUCGAUUGCAAGGAGUUCCCUGCCAACGACGACCACCCGUCGCACGACGUCGCCAGGGGCCAGAGGUUUGUUAAGGAGGUCUAUGAGACGCUGCGAGCCAGCCCGCAGUGGAACGAGACGGCUCUCAUCAUCACCUAUGAUGAGCAUGGUGGCUUCUAUGACCAUGUCCCCACGCCCGUCGUCGGGGUGCCCCAGCCCGACGGGAUUGUUGGUCCUGACCCUUACUACUUCAAAUUCGACCGACUUGGGGUGCGCGUGCCCAGCUUCCUCAUCUCCCCCUGGAUUGAGAAGGGCACUGCGAUCCAUGAACCAAAUGGUCCAUUUGAAAACUCACGAUAUGAGCAUUCAUCCAUUCCUGCAACCGUAAAGAAGCUAUUUAAUUUACGUGCUAACUACCUGACAAAGAGGGAUGCAUGGGCCGGGACCUUUGAGAACUACCUCAAAGUUCGAAAGACGCCAAGAACUGACUGUCCAGAGAAACUCCCAGAGGUUACAAAGUCUCUGCGACCAUUUGGUGCUAAUGAAGAUAAAUCUCUAUCUGAGUUUCAAGUGGAGUUGAUUCAACUCGCCUCUCAGCUCAACGGUGACCAUGUACUCAACAGCUAUCCGGAUAUUGGCAAGACAAUGAGUGUAGGAGAAGCAAACCGUUACGCAGAGGAUGCUGUCUCCAGAUUCCUGGAAGCCGGAAGAAGUGCUCUUAGGGCAGGCGCAAAUGAAUCUGCUCUGGUGACAAUGAGGCCCGCACUUACCAGCAGAGCCGCAAUGUCCACUGGCUUGUCAUCAGAGCUUUGAUUGGAUCGUCGUGGAUCCUAUCAACAUCCGCAUCAUGAUUUGGGCCACAUCAACCAUAGUCUGGUAGCAUUUAUGUAAUGGGUAGAUCUUACACAUGGCUUUUGUACAUAUAUACCAUGACACUUCGUAUCUGAAGCUCACUUGACCGAAUCCUCAUGAUUUACGCUGAGAUAUCAGCUCAGUAGUAUCGCCCAGCAUUGUACCAGAUGCAUGCCAAAAUCCCCUGCUGGAUAAGCUGUAGCUGGUAUCUGGAAUCUGUUGUCGGGAAACUGUACCUAUUCAGCUCUCUACUGUACCUGCUUGUAUAGCAGUUGAACUGCAACGUAAAGGAGUAUUGUAAGGAUUGUUGGAUUUGGCCAUCUGUAACUAUUUGCAUCUAUCUGGAUUUGGAGUCACUUGUA